UUCAGUUUUUGUGAAAGAAAAUUGAUUAAGAAGGCAAAGCCGUCUCUACUUUGGUUGCUCUCUCCCACUUUUCGCUUCAAUCAGUACAAGACAUGCCUAAAUCAAAGCGAGACAGAACAGUUACUUUGUCGAAGACAAAGAAGAAAGGAAGGGAGCACAAGGAGAUUAUUGUAAAUGGAAUCAGAGAGGCUGUCGAAAAACAUACAUCUGUCUAUGUUUUCUCUUUUGAGAACAUGAGAAAUAUCAAAUUCAAGGAGUUUAGAAACCAGUUUAGGCACAAUGGAAGGUUCUUCCUUGGUUCGAACAAAGUGAUGCAGGUUGCUCUUGGUCGUUCGGCUUCUGAUGAAAUCCGUCCUGGCAUCUUUAAAGUCUCCAAGCUGCUUCACGGUGAUGCUGGACUUCUUGUUACAGAUAUGCCAAAGGAAGAGGUCGAAAGCUUGUUUAACGCGUAUGAGGAUUCAGACUUUUCAAGGACCGGAAGCACUGCUGUAGAAAUGGUUGAGCUGAAGGAAGGUCCUCUAGAACAAUUCACGCAUGAGAUGGAACCGUUUCUAAGGAAGCAGGGUAUGCCUGUUCGUCUCAACAAAGGUACGGUAGAGUUGCUCUCAGACUUUGUAGUUUGUGAAGAAGGAAAGCCUCUUUCGCCAGAAUCUUCUCGCAUUUUGCGUCUGUUGGGAAUAAAGUUGGCUACUUUCAAACUCAACUUAGUCUGCAGAUGGAGCCCUAAUGACUUUGAGCUUUACCGUGAAGGUUUGGAUCUCUCAGACGUCGAAACCUAAAGCCCCCAUGAUUUUGAUCAUCUCUUUUAAGUCUAUGAUAUCAUACACACUUGGAUGCUGCUUGCUCUGUGGUUCUGUGUUUGCACUUCGAUGUUUUAUGUCAAAGUUUUGUUGCUUUAGUGUCUGUAGAAUAUCAGAUUAUCUUCUUGAGUUCCCUGUUCCUUGUAUUCUCGACUUGAAAUACAACAUCAGUCAUUUAAAGCUUAACUUCCUGUUAUUCAUUAA
Messenger RNA from Brassica oleracea var. oleracea, 1004 nucleotides. RefSeq names its product mRNA turnover protein 4 homolog. The record is from RefSeq and is a predicted model, not a curated record. Gene Ontology annotation, molecular function: RNA binding. Gene Ontology annotation, biological process: nuclear-transcribed mRNA catabolic process; rRNA processing; ribosomal large subunit biogenesis. Gene Ontology annotation, cellular component: preribosome, large subunit precursor; nucleolus. The coding region runs from base 93 to 779 and encodes 228 amino acids. Lineage: Eukaryota; Viridiplantae; Streptophyta; Magnoliopsida; Brassicales; Brassicaceae. The transcript is spliced from 8 exons.